AUGAUCCAGGUGAAGAAACCUGAGGGCUUUCUGUUGAGAGUAGAAAUUCCUUUCUAGCUCUACAUUCACGUAUCGUACCUCUUUCUGUCCCUGACCAUCCCUGCCAGGUACAACAUCUUCAAGAUCCACUGGCUCAUGGCAGCCCUGGCUUUCACCAAGGGUAUCUCACUCCUUUUUCAUUCCACCUCCUACUACAACUACAACAGCCAGGGCCACCCCUUCAAAGGCCUCGCUGUCAUGCACUACAUCACACACCUGCUGAAGGGUGCCCUCCUCUUCAUCACCAUUGCCCUGAUCAGUUCUGGCUGGGCUUUUGUCAAAUACAUCCUGUCCGACAAGGAGAAGAUCUUUGGGAUCAUGAUCCUGAUACUGGUCCUGGCCAACAUGGGCUACAUAAUCAUCAAGUCCUGUGAGGAGGGCAUCAUUGACUAUGGACUUCUCUUUCUGAUGGAUCUUAUCUGUUGUGAUGCUAUCCUUUUUCCUGUGGUUCAUCUGGCAUCUGGUCCCAACAGGAAAGUGCCUCUGAGCCCCCCACCCUUGCCCAAGCUCUCGUUUUGUGAGGGCUCCACUCACACCUUGUUCACCACAGGUUACAACUUCCAGCAGGCAGGCAACAACCCUGAGCAAGCUUGA
Messenger RNA from Molossus molossus (Pallas's mastiff bat), 633 nucleotides. RefSeq names its product G protein-coupled receptor 108 (gene GPR108). Gene Ontology annotation, biological process: transport. The record is from RefSeq and is a predicted model, not a curated record. Lineage: Eukaryota; Metazoa; Chordata; Mammalia; Chiroptera; Molossidae. Gene Ontology annotation, cellular component: membrane; Golgi apparatus.